GCUCUCUUCCGCCAACCCAAAUUUAAUCCACACAAUCUGCAAAUAUUCAACCGCUCAGCUCAGCACAAAGCACUACUUUCGCCCGCCUGAGCAUAGUUCCACCCACCAGGCCGUGUUAUGAACACCCAAAGCGCACUCGCGGGCCGUCUGGUCCCCCUGCGGACCAAGGACGAAGUGCGCGCCAGCUUGGAGACACACCCGGUCUAUGUAGUCGAGGUGCCGGCCAAGUUUGCCAAUGCCAUCAAGGAUGCCGUCCAAGCUGCCCUGCCCGACUUCAAGACGUCCGAGAUCUCGCACUUGCGCCGCGUCGUGCAGUUCAAGUACCUGCCGCCGCAUCUGCAAAAGGAUUUCUAUCCGCCGACCAGGCUCCCGAGAGGUGACGAAGAUGAUCCUGCCUUAGCAUUUUUAUCUUCCUCUCCUACAUCCUCUCCUGCACAAUCAGGCAGUGCUCAGACUGCUGACGAAGCUCUUACUGAACAUUUUGAUCUAGUUCGCUACUUUUUGCUGUGUCCCACGCACUAUCUCAGCCGUGCCGACCUCGUAGCUAUCAUACGCACAUGUCCGCCCUAUGACGCAAAGACUGCUCUCCCGCGCAUCUUUCAUGUGACGGUGCCAGCCCUGGCGCCCAUCUCCGCAGACCAGGCCGCGCAGUGGAGCAAUGCAUACUGGCCCAUCUCGUACAAGAACACCAAUCCCUAUGGCCCCCAUCCCAGCCUCGUGCAACGCAACCAGGACGAAAUCCAGCCCGGAGCGGGAACCUAUCUUGGCUUAGCGAGGCUUGCUGGCGUGCAGAUAUCUGACCAAUGUCUAGGUGAGGAAAUCGGCGUUGUCGUCGUCGACCACACCAAGACAAAGCCCGAAAUCAUUGUUGUAGCAGGUGACUGCCGCUGGAGGUCCUUCACUGGCACAACCGAACCCCACACUGGCACCGGCAACGUCAUGGCCCACUCUGUUCUGCGUGCCAUCGCCAUGGUUGCAAAGAAGCGACUCCGCGCUGCUGGCACUGAUCCCGUAUAUCUAGACCGCCCACUUUUCUGCGACAGCCCCCUCACUUCAAUUGAGCAAGAAUACUUCGAGACCAACAACAUACAUUCUAGCGGCUACUUAUGCGUCGACCUAGACAUUUACUUGACUCACGAGCCCUGUGUCAUGUGCUCAAUGGCCAUUCUACACUCAAGGUUCAGGCGAUGCAUUUUCGCUAAACGUAUGCCACACACCGGAGGCAUGACGGCAGAUAGCCCGGAUAACUCAUCGACGGCCCCCACCAGUCUGAAGAACGGCCUGUUUUGGCGACCAAAUGAGCUCAACUGGAAGUUCCUGGCUUGGGAGUUCAAGGAAGAUGAGGAGCCAACCCAUGGUGCAACGGGCCUAAAAGAUACCCUGCAUGCUUAGAUUCGGAUGCUCGUCUGGGAGCCUAUUGGAUAAUCAGCAUAAUCAUGGCGCAUUGAGUUAGUGUUCUUUUCGUCUGGUGGCCACUCAAAUAUGGCUUAGACAAAAUAUGAAACUAGGGACGGGCUUCUUGAACAUUGUAAUUAGUCGGAAUGAAUUCCAAGCCUCGGAAUCGU
Bipolaris maydis ATCC 48331 is the source of this 1565-nucleotide messenger RNA. RefSeq lists its product as uncharacterized. NCBI's taxonomy places the organism in Eukaryota, Fungi, Ascomycota, Dothideomycetes, Pleosporales, Pleosporaceae. The record is from RefSeq and is a predicted model, not a curated record. Gene Ontology annotation, molecular function: catalytic activity.